This is a messenger RNA of Oryza sativa Japonica Group (Japanese rice), 720 nucleotides long. Its product is annotated as seed allergenic protein RAG2-like. The record is from RefSeq and is a predicted model, not a curated record. Gene Ontology annotation, molecular function: serine-type endopeptidase inhibitor activity. Lineage: Eukaryota; Viridiplantae; Streptophyta; Magnoliopsida; Poales; Poaceae.
UGCUAAAAGUUUUGUGUCCAUUCUUGAAUCACUAUCACUUUAGUCUUAGUAGCUACAUAUAUAAAACCACUCAUUGAGGAUUGAGAAUAAUUAAAAUUUUCUGCAACAACAAUAGAAAGAAAAUGGCUUUCAUCAAGGUAGUGUUCUCGGUGUUGCUCCCGGUAGUUGUCUCCAUGCUCGUGGCAACGACGACAAUGGCGGAUCACCGUGGCCAGGUGGUUUAUACCCCCGGGCAGCUAUGCGCUGCCGGACGGGGCUACCCGAUGUACCCGCUGCCCCGCUGCCGGGCGCUGGCGAAGCGCCAGUGCGCCGGCGGUGCCGUGGACGAGCAAGUCCGGCAAGACUGCUGCCGGCAGCUCGCCGCCAUCGACGACAGCUUCUGUAGGUGCCCCGCGCUGAGCCACAUGUUGGUUGGAAUGUACAAGGAGCUCGGUGCACCCGCUAAAGGGCAACCCAUGGACGAGGUGUUCCCUGGCUGCCGGAGAGGCGACAUGAAACGCGUGGCGGCGAGCCUCCCGGCGUUUUGCAAUGUAGACAUUCCCAUUGGCAUUGGUGGUGUUUGCUACUGGCUGAGUUAUCCUAUGAACCCCGCGACUGGCCACUAAGAAAUAGCUACCUUGUGUGUCUUGUGUGGUACCUAUAUAAUUAGUGUUUCCUUUUGCUUGGAAACAUAUAUAUGUGGUGAAUAAAUGAUGAACUCUGAUAGUCUUAUGAUGAUUC